CAGCCUCCACCAAACGAUAAGCUAACGACACGAUACGUCAACAACUAGCAGCAGAGGGUGAAAUUGGUGAAUUUCGCCUCUAUUUAAUAAAUAUUCACUCUUAUUUUAAACACAGUAAGAAGGUUAAUUUUCCUCAUAACUGCCUCAUUCAUUAAUUCAGACUCAAACCCGUUUUCAAUGGACUUAGCCAAGUAGCAUCACUCGACGACAGGUCAGUCAUGCGGCUUUUUACGAGAUUCUGCCGUGUGUUUCUAACUUGAAAAUUCUCACUGUAGGCUUUAUUUAGGCUCCGUAUUGCCCUGUGUUUGUUAUUAAAUAAUCUUAACAUAAAAAGGCAAUCGUCAGAGCUGGCAUGGCCUCUUCUAGCAGCAGUGUCGACAUGGAUCCAGAUGUGGCUCGGAGGCUCUUUGAAGAAGGAGCUACCUUGGUGCUGCUGGGGGUCCCAAGGGGUACAGAAUUGGGGAUCGACUGCAAGAGUUGGCAGGUGGGCCCCCGCUUCAAGGGUGUGAAGAUGAUCCCCCCAGGCCUGCACUUCCUCUUCUACUGCUCUGUCAACCAGCCGAGCUGUGGAGGAGAAAUUGGCCCAAAGACAGGACUUUUCCUCAACCUCAAACCCAGACAGAUCAUAUUGGCCAACUGGGAUCCCAAAGAAGAAGACCUGGACUUCAGCGCCUCCCAGAAUGAGGAAGAGGUGAGCCGGGUCAGGGCCAACUUGCAAGAUCUGGACCCUUACCUUGGCCCCUAUCCUUAUGAGGUGAUGAGAAAAUGGGUGUCUCUCACUGACCGUUUGAGUGAGGAGGUGGCCAAUAAUCUACAACCGCUUUCAGGCAGAAUAUGUGCGUUUAGUGAUGUAGUUCCCGAGCUCCAAAUGAGACACACCAAAGACAGGGCAGAGCAGCCAAGGAAUGACACAUGCUGUCAGAGCAUGAAAGAGGGACUCGACAGGCUCCCCAAGAUGAAACAGAGGGAGGGGACGGAGCUGCGAUUCUCUGUUAUCCCUAAGAGGACUUACCCGCCAGGGGCUACACCAGCUGAGAUCACACAGUGCAGCCUGGACCUGAGCUAUGCCCUGGAGACUGUGCUGGAGAAGAAUCAUGAGCUGCAGCCUCUUAACCUGCUAGGUGAGCUUCAGUUUGCCUUUGUUUGUUUCCUGAUUGGAAAUGUGUAUGAAGGCUUUGAACACUGGAAGCGUCUCCUUGCUCUGCUGUGUCGAUCAGAAGAUGCGAUGAGAAAGCGUAAGGACCUCUACCUAGGGCUCAUCGCUGUGCUUUACCACCAGCUUGGAGAAAUUCCCCCAGACUUUUUCGUUGAUAUCGUGUCUCAGGACAACUUCCUCACCUCCACGCUGCAGGACUUUUUCCAGUUUGCCAGUGGACCCGGUGUAGACGGAACUCUACGAAAGAGAGCGGAGAAGUUCAAAGCUCACCUGACCAAGAAGUUUCGCUGGGACUUUGACGCAGACUUAGACGACUGUGCCCCUGUGGUGGUGGACCUGCCUGAGGGUGUCACAGUGGACUGACACCCUGCUAUAGACCCAGUUUACAUGCAGGAAGAAAAUCUGACACUGAAGGAGAGCAGUGAAGCCACAUAUUAAACACAUAAUCUAGAAGUACUCUAAAGGCUUCAGGAAACUUGAACAACAGCAGUCAGGCUGAGGUUACAGAUUUCUCCAAAUGAAAACAACACUCUUAGUUUUGGUUACACCUGUAUUUCUCUAACAGUGUGUUAAAGUGGCCUUUAAAACAGGUUUUGUCUUAGAAGAUACUGUAAACUUCUAGUUCUGCAGUAUAGAUAUUAAUAAUUGCGCUCUCUGGUGGAGGUUUUUUAAAGUACAGCAAGCAAGUUGAGUCUUGCUUUUCUGGUGCAGAAUCCAAGCUGUAAAUAUAGACGGUAAAUUAGAAUAAAAUAUACAGUCAAAGGUAGAAGCACAUUAAAUGUCCAAAUCCACCACUCAUUUAUUUAAAUGUAACUGCAGAUGUGACAUUUUCAGACACAUAGGUGUUAACUGAUUAAUUACAGCUGCUUAGAUGAAAAAUAGUAAGGAUUUAACUGUGACAAAAUUUUCAAUAAGACUAUAGAUGAGAAUUUUUUCUCAUCUAUUGAAAACAAAAUACUUAGUAUUUUUGUGUAACCCUAAUGUUGUUUUUAGUUCUCAUAUGAAUAAAUACAUAAAACUGUA
Messenger RNA from Cheilinus undulatus (humphead wrasse), 2179 nucleotides. RefSeq names its product AAR2 splicing factor (gene aar2). The transcript has 3 exons. Lineage: Eukaryota; Metazoa; Chordata; Actinopteri; Labriformes; Labridae. The coding region runs from base 353 to 1519 and encodes 388 amino acids. Gene Ontology annotation, biological process: spliceosomal tri-snRNP complex assembly. The record is from RefSeq and is a predicted model, not a curated record.